This is a messenger RNA of Micropterus salmoides (largemouth bass), 1885 nucleotides long. Its product is annotated as polymeric immunoglobulin receptor-like. The transcript is spliced from 5 exons. The record is from RefSeq and is a predicted model, not a curated record. NCBI's taxonomy places the organism in Eukaryota, Metazoa, Chordata, Actinopteri, Centrarchiformes, Centrarchidae. The coding region runs from base 370 to 1278 and encodes 302 amino acids.
CUUAUGCUCAGUCUCACAUCUAAGACUGUGACCUGUUGUGCAGUGAUUGUUAAUGUGUCAACCUGAGCACAGGUAAUCACGAACAAGAAACACAUAAGUCUCUUACUGAUCCGACCAUUUGUCUUUAAAUUUUAACAGGACAAGGGUGUUGAAAUUAUUUCGCGUGUGUGUGAUUUAAUAAAAUUUUCAGUCAACAUAUUCUGGAUCAAACUAAAGAUAGCAAACCAACAGAAAGAGAGAUAGAAGAAGGAAAUAUAAAAUUAAAGCACAUUCAUCUUCCUGACUGAUCAGACAGAGUGGAAGGAGUGAAGUGAUAGAGGCAGUUCUACUUCAGUUGAAUGAUUUGUCUCCAUCAGGAUCAAAUUCAGAAUGAAUAUCCACCGUGUUCUGUUCUUCUGCUUCUUCUCAGCACUGUGUGGUGGAAACACUGGGCUCGUCAGCGCAAAAGUCAACAUUUAUACAGGAGCUGAGGGAGAAACUGGUACAAUUAAUUGCAACGUGUCUCCGUCUGGAAGCAGGAAGUUCUUCUGUAAGAACGAAUGUAAAGCAGAAGAUAUUCUGGUUAAAACAGAUGAUGUCAGAGCUCAGAGUGGCAGAUACAGCAUUGAAUACAGAGAUGGAUCUUCUGGAAGAGGAAUUGUGUCUGUGACCAUCACAAAUCUGACCAAGUCUGACUCAGGACGGUACAGGUGUGGUCUGGGCGGGACUUCGGUUCCAGAAUCAUUCAGUGACUUUGAGGUCAGAGUUUCAGAUGCAACUGGAAUCUCUGGUUUUCUCCAUACAUAUACUGAAGGAGAAAACGUCACACUGGGAUGCAGCGAUACUGUCUAUGGAAGGCAGAAGUUCUUCUGUAAAGGUGAAUGUAAAAAAGAAGAGGACAUUAUCAUUGACACAGAUGGGAACAGAGCUCAGAGUGGCAGAUACAGCAUAAAGUAUGACGCAGGAUCUGUAUUUGGACUGUAUGUGAGCAUCACACAGGUGACCAAGUCAGACUCAGGACAGUACAGGUGUGGUUACGGCAGAGCUCUGUCUCCAGAUUCAUACCGCAAGCUUCAGAUCAUGGUCAUAGAUGUUCCAACCACUUUAAAACCAACAUCGACUCUACCGGUCUUUUUAACAUCAGACCCAUCAGUCUCCACACCAACACAGAUUUCUCAGACUGACCAGCAGCAGACUGGGACAGCAUCACCUCGAGGUUUGCAGACCAGAGGAAAUUCAGAUGGCACAAACAUGGAGGUGACUUUCUUUAACUCUUUGAUUACUCUCACUGUUGGAUAAGAUGUACCAAUGUAGGUGACAACCAUUAAAGAUGCCAAUCCUCAGGAUUGGAAUCAGGGUGAUAUUUUAACAUGCUGAUCCUUUCUUUACUGAACUCUGCUGUGUUUACUCACGUUGUUGAGUUGCAGCGCAGCUCUCCUUCACGCCUACAGUGCAGCAUUGUUCAUUUUCAUGCAUGAGUGAAGGAUCUUGGACUCUUCCGUUCACUCGUCACACGUCAGCUGCAUGGGCUCCGUCAGUAGAGGAAACAGAAUUGAUUAGUUCACGACUCUCAACUGUGGGUCUCUAGGUUUGAGUCAUUCAUUCGUCACGUGACAGCUCCUACUGUGGAGCAGGAAUGAACUACGCAUUCACCGCUGAUAUUCUCCUCAGUCUUUUGUUCAAUCUGCAGGCUGAGUUACUGCCACCGCCGGAGAAUGAGAGGCUACGAUGGCCCAUAGGUCUCAGGCCUAAUACAAACUAACUAAACUAAUUCUGUUGUGGCUUUUGUAUUAGGCCUGAAACCUACGGGCCACCGUAAGAGGCAGGUCGGCUGUUAGGUAACAGUCACUGGACUGACAUUAUAUAGCUAUUUUGAUAAUGUAACAUUUAAUAAAGCAUAACGUUA